Molecule: messenger RNA, 5904 nt
Organism: Drosophila erecta
Lineage: Eukaryota; Metazoa; Arthropoda; Insecta; Diptera; Drosophilidae
Exons: 13
Coding region: 38-5038 (1666 amino acids)
Biological process (GO): protein phosphorylation; intracellular signal transduction; receptor guanylyl cyclase signaling pathway
Molecular function (GO): guanylate cyclase activity; ATP binding; peptide receptor activity
Source: RefSeq, a predicted model, not a curated record
CAGCAUCAGGGCACCAAAAACAAAAUACGCAACAUAAAUGAAGUUAACAACCUGUCAAAUUGCUAAAUUACUUCCGGUAACAGCCUUCUUCCUCAAUUCUCCGAUCGCAGCCUCCUUCUCCUUCAGCGCGAGUCCCACCUCCGCCUCCGCCUUCAGAUCCUCGUCCUCCCACUCCCACUCCCACUCGGAAAGGCCCCACCGCUCGGAUGUACUUGUCCUGCGAGCGGCCGAGCCAGUCGGAGCCUUUGCUACUAACGCAGUUGCGGCAUCAGCAACACUUGGCAGCAAGUCAAUUCAGCUGACAGCUGUACAAACAAAGAGUCCACGUAAUGCGCGUGAAGCUGGACGUCAGGAACGUCAAAUGCAACAGCCCGCAAUCCAGCAGCAACUUAAUCCCCCGCAGCAACAUCAAGGACGACAGCAGCAGCAGCCGCAGCAGCAGCCGCAGCAAAAGCGAGUGCAGCAUCAGAUGCAACGAGUGGGCGUUUUAAUUCCUGCUUCGGUGCACGUUAACUUGACGCAUGUGCAACAGGGCUUCCAGCAUUUCCUCGACUUUUUCCAACUGCAUUUAUCUAAUGUCACCGUCGAUUUCCUACGAGAUGUGGACCUAAGCGGCUUCAUUAAAUUACUCGAGCUGCCCAAGUACACGAGCGUUAUAAAGACUUUAAAUGCGGGCAUUAUGGUAGACAGCGACGUGGACCAAGAUGCCGAUAUGGACGUUGACACGCCCAGCCAGCCACGUCAGCAACAGCAGCUGCAUUCGGAGCAGGAGCCACAUCGUCAUCAUCAUCAGGACUCCAGAGCAAAACAAGCUCUAGUGGGCGAGGAGGAAUCCCAUUCAUCCGGCGAGACCGGGGAAAAUCAUUGGAACGACGCCCGCAGCUUCUCGGGUCACUGUCAUCAGCUGGCUGAGCAACUUGCCCUCGACUUCAACAAGACCGUUGUCCUGUGGCCCUGUCCGCGAAUGAAAAUAUCCAGCAAUUUUCUGCCAUCCUUCGAAGCAAUUUCCCUAGCUGUGCAAAGCAUUUCCAGCAAGUUGAACUUUUCGCAAGUUGAUAUCUAUAUUGGCGACGACAAUUGGGGCCUAGGACUGGCCAUUGCCACCAACUUGCAUGUGCCGUAUCGCAUCGAAAUUGGCAGGACAAUACGUCACCUGCAUCUGCAGGAUAAGCCGGGCAAAGCAAUUAUUAUAACAGCCCCGCUGAACGAUGCGAGCACCACCCUGCUGUUGUCCACCAUCGAGGUGGAGUGGGCGGAGCAGGCGCGGAAGAAAGGUCAUGGGUCAGGGCCCAGGAGGCAGCACACAAAAAUCCUGCUCAUCGACAUGGCGGCCAGCUCAUUGGACAUCCAGCAUGGGUUCUAUAAAUACUUGGCUCGAAUGGGUGGCUCACGGAGUAAAGCCUUCGCACACGACGCUGAUUCUCCGGCCGAAAUGGUCAGCAGCAAUCUGUUGGUGCUGACUCUGCUAAACGACAGACAUCGCCUCUUUCUAAAUGGGGCCGGACUGAUGGCCACAAUGCAGAAUUUUCGCACGCCUCUCAACGGGAACCACAAGGAUCCACCAGCCUCCGACCACCGCAAUGCCAGCCUGCACAAGCUGUAUCCGUUCCGCAAUCUCUUCCCGCUCUUUGAUACGAUAGUAACAACCACUACCCAACCGGACACUUCAGAAACCAGUCCCCAAUAUGAUUUUGUGGUGCUGGACAUCGUUAGGGACGCCCCGGUGGCCCCCUACAAGUGGCGACCACUGCUCAUUCUGGAGAGCGAUAGUGCAAGUCAAGGAGGUGGGUUGGAGGUCGAAGGGAGUGGCUCCUAUAUCACCCACUCGAUACACCCUGCUUACGACGAGUGGUUGCUGGUCAGCAGUGUCCUUCUCUGGCAGUGCGGUGCCAUCUGCUGGACCAUCGUGGCGAUCUGUGUGGGCCUACUGGUCAUCAUAUUCGCGGGCAUUGUAGCCGGCGGAAUCGCCAUGCGAAACUACUUCUUACGUAAGCGUCUCUCGAAGGGGCCCAACAAAAUAGUCCUUUCAGCCAGCGAUUUUGUUUUCCCAGUGGAUUCUCGAAGAGUCGAUGAGGGCAUAGAGGCCAUGCUAUGCUGUUGGCUGCAGCAGCUGCAGGAGUUUGGAGGCCCGGAAGUAGACAAGCCGGAUCUACUUAAAGGUUCCAUUGGCUCCCUAAAGAAUCUAGGAUUCGUAAUUCCCGGUGCAGCCGCCCCGGGCUCGGCUGGAGGCAUCACAGCCACGGCGAACGGAAAGAGCGGGUCUUCCGCCACUGGCAGCUUAGCCAGGCACAAUCCUGCCCAUCUGGACAUGAGAGCUCGGUAUAAUGGAGAUCUCGUGCAACUGAAGGAGGUGCAUAUAAACGGAUCUACGGAGCUGCGCACCAAGGCGAUGGAUCUACUCGUAAUGGCCCAUGGUCUAAGGCACGAAAAUAUAAACCCGUUAAUUGGCUGGCUAUCUGAUCCCAACCGCACGGCCAUGGUCUUUGAUUUCUGCUCCAGAGGAUCGCUGCAGGAUGUGCUUAUCAUGGAUGAGAUCAAGCUAGACUGGUCAUUUCGGCUGAGCCUGCUCACGGAUCUGGUCAGGGGCAUGCGAUACCUACACACCUCACCCUUGAGAGUUCAUGGGGCCUUGACCUCGAGAAACUGCGUAGUGGAUGCCCGAUGGGUCCUGAAGAUCACCGACUAUGGGUUGAACUCUUUUUACGAAUCGCAGGGACUUCCGCCAAGACCCAGGAGUGCCAAGGAGCUGUUGUGGACAGCACCAGAGCUCCUUCGCAACAUGAAGCACCACCAGCAUCAGCACCACCAUCAACACCAGCACGGCCGCAUUCAGUUGGGGACCCAACUUGGAGACGUCUAUUCCUUCGGAAUCAUCAUGCAGGAGGUGGUAGUCAGGGGAGAACCCUACUGCAUGCUCUCCCUCUCCCCGGAGGAAAUAAUAAUCAAAAUCAAAAAGCCUCCGCCUCUGAUACGGCCCUCAGUUUCCAAGGGAGCCGCUCCACCAGAGGCCAUCAAUAUCAUGCGCCAGUGCUGGGCCGAACAGCCUGACAUGCGUCCUGACUUUAACUCGGUUUAUGAACGCUUCAAGAUGCUGAACCAUGGACGCAAGGUAAACUUUGUGGACACGAUGUUCCAAAUGCUCGAGAAGUACUCUAAUAACUUGGAGGAGUUGAUUCGGGAACGCACUGAACAACUGGACAUUGAACGAAAGAAGACUGAACAGCUGCUGAAUCGCAUGUUACCAAGCUCGGUUGCUGAAAAACUGAAGAUGGGCUUGGCCGUCGACCCGGAAGAAUUUUCCGACGUAACCAUAUACUUUAGUGACAUUGUUGGUUUUACAACAAUCGCCGCCCAUUGCAGUCCUGUUCAAGUUGUGGAUUUGCUCAACGAUCUCUAUACGAUCUUCGAUGCCACAAUCAACGCCUAUAACGUGUACAAGGUGGAGACGAUCGGCGAUGCAUAUAUGGUGGUUAGCGGGCUGCCCGUGAAAAUACCCGACCAUGCCGAGCAGAUAGCUACCAUGGCCUUAGACCUUCUGCAUCAAAGUGGUCGUUUCAAUGUAAAGCACCUUCCCGGAGUUCCACUUCAACUGAGGAUCGGCCUCCACACGGGUCCCUGUUGCGCCGGAGUGGUGGGUCUCACGAUGCCCAGAUACUGUCUAUUUGGGGACACAGUAAACACGGCAUCGAGAAUGGAGUCGACAGGAUCCUCAUGGCGCAUUCAUAUGUCCCAGGAGACAAGGGAUCGCCUGGAGGCUCGGGGUGGCUAUGACAUCGAGCAAAGGGGUCUCAUCGACAUCAAGGGAAAGGGCAUGAUGAACACCUUCUGGCUGCUGGGAAAAAAAGGAUUCGACAAGCCGCUGCCGGCACCGCCGCCUAUUGGAGAAUCUCACGGAUUGGAUGAGUCUCUUAUCCGCAACUCAAUAACGCUGAAGGCGCAGGCCAACAAGUCUCGGACGAGCACAAAUCCGUCCUCUUCGCAGAGCUCAUCGCUGGCUGGGGAUACCGUCGAGGUGAAGGUCGAGAUAACACCGCCCACCAACGCAGACCUGGCUUCCGGGGCCAAUCUCCACAACUCGUACUCCCUGGACUCCAAUUCCACCAACACCAUUAGCCCCAACGCAACCCUUUGUCCGGAGUUUCCGGGCAAGGCAACCCCAAACAGUACUAGUCCACAGUCGCGGAAGGUCUCCGAACUGACUUCAGAAAAUCUGCUCAACCCGAACAGCUUCAACCGGCUGCCGAGCUCAACGGGAGGAUCCAGCUCCAGGCUGUACAAAAAGAUCGAGGAGAUGAUGGACCUCAGUUCGCCAUACAACCACUAUAAAUGCCUCAGUCCCAGCGAGAGCAACCUCACUCAAUUCUACGACGGGAAAUACCUUUACGGCAGUGUGGCAGGCGGAGCGGGUGGUGGACAAGGGGGCGGAGGCGUCUGCCCCUCGAUAGCCUUGAGCGGAAGUGGAAGUGGGGGUCGAGCCUCUCGGUUCGACGGCAAGCCCGGCUCCAGUCGCCUUCUGCGUCGGCAGUUCAGCUUGGAUCGCGACGACCAGCAGGCGAAGGGAGAGCAGCAGCACCACCAGCACUCCCUGCAGGCAACCACCUACUCGGGCUUGGUGGCCGGUUGCGGUGGGGGUGUCAAGAGCUCCAUGCUGGACAUACCUCUGUUGCACGACACUACUCGCAGUCCCAAGGGAACGCUGACGCGGUCACACAAGCAGAACUCCGCCUCGAUCACUCAGGAUCUGGAGAAGAUCGAGGAGAUCCCGCUGUCGCCGGCCUCCUCGCAGCACCACAGUAGCCUGGACAGCAAUCUAAAUCGCAGUCCGCCCUCAAAGCUGGAAGCGCAUUCGCCACCGCUGCCGCCCCUGAGUCCGCCACAGCUUUCCGCCCCCACAUCACCGGCCCCGUCCAGAUCUCUCAACGGGAUCUAUGCCCACAACAGCAAUAGUGCCAGCUCCCAAGGUGCUGCCAACAACAAUAAUGGCACCCAUCCCGGCCCGGAGCUGACCCUUAAUGUAGAGCAGCUCCUGAGCAGAUAGAGCACAAUCUAAGGCCCCCCCACACAGGGCCGAACAAAGCUUUAAGUCUUAUGCGAAUCCAGUUUGAGUGUGCGAGUGUGUAAGUGGACGGGAGGUCAAGCCGGAGAAAUGUUGUUUAAUAGCCAUCUACUCUUUAUUUUUUGUAAUAAAAUAUGCCUUUAAAAAUGUGGCCCCGCCUCGCGUGGUGAGUGUGCCAGUGAAACAAAUCAAAAAUCAGUACUGAGCUAGAACAAAAUUUUCAUACUCUGUUGAAGAUAUUCCCGAACUGCAUCCUUUCUUUUCAACAGGUAAAAUAACGCUCUUCGCCUUAAUUUAAAUGUUCUUGAGUGUUGGGCAUUUUGAUUUUAUGUAAUACUUAGUUGUCAAGUCGGUUGGGUGAUUACAAAAGGUGCAACAUCUAAAAUCAGGGUGCCAAAAGGGAUGCCAUAUAUGUAAUCGCUUUUAGCUGUGAAGCAGCACUUAGAAAAUCGUUAAACUCAUUUCAAGUUAAUAAACUUCUACAUAUGUAUGUAUUCCAAAUUUACAAGAGUGUAGCCCAAUUCCUCAUAAAUCAUCUACGGACUACAUUUCUCCAACGAUUCUCCCCCAUCCCAGAGUGCGGUGUGAAUAUGUGAAUGAUAUCAAUUUGAAAAUGUUGUGAUGUAAAAGCAAAGUACCUCGAUGCAGGGCAGCUUGCUUCCAGCUGCAAUUUAAAGUACAACUUUGUUCAAGAUGUGACUAAUAACCUAGUCCGCAGCCAAUUGUCAUUAGCGAAAAUCUGCGUUUCACUAAAUACAACACGUAGACUUACUGUAAUCUGUUUACUUGUAGGAUAACCGAGCAUUUAAGUUUGCCAAAUUUUGUACCCACUGUUCAUAUUGGAAGGC